AUGAUUGAAAUUGUCACUACGGUGACUUGUGUUUCCUUUUCAGAUGAAAGGAAUAUUAAUGCUAUACAUUUAGCAUUUCUGGAUGAAACCAACGACAGGCCAAAGAUAGAGAAUAAUCUCUACCCCUUUGUGUUUCUUAACAUCGACGGAAACCUGUUUAUCUUCUUGAACAACCGAGCCAUAUUGUACAACUUUGUCGCGGCCAAGGUGGUUAAAACUUUUCCUAUUCUCCCCGGCAGCAAACGAUCCUACCCUAGCACGGACUCUGCAGUACUCCUUCCACUGAAGUUGACUGGUGCCAUAGAGGCUGAGGUGCUUGAGUUUGGUCAGGCCCCGGUUCUCAACCCGGUCCUCUACUCGCCCGAGAAGGCAAUUGGGUCAAGGUUUGAGUUGCAAAACACAACCUCAAUACCACGCAUAUAUCAUUCAAGAGUGGUUCUUCUGCGAGACAGACAAGUACUGGUCGGAGGUAGCAUCCCUCACGACCGAUACAAAUUCUCUGAUGUUUUGUACUCGACUGAGUUGAGUCUGGAGGCAUUCUCCCCGGACUAUUUAGACUCAAUGUUUGAUCAUCUGCAUCCGCAUAUAUACUGUUAG
Messenger RNA from Rosa rugosa (rugosa rose), 597 nucleotides. Its product is annotated as aldehyde oxidase GLOX1-like. The transcript is spliced from 3 exons. The coding region runs from base 1 to 597 and encodes 198 amino acids. The record is from RefSeq and is a predicted model, not a curated record. Lineage: Eukaryota; Viridiplantae; Streptophyta; Magnoliopsida; Rosales; Rosaceae.